Molecule: messenger RNA, 2755 nt
Organism: Anoplopoma fimbria (sablefish)
Lineage: Eukaryota; Metazoa; Chordata; Actinopteri; Perciformes; Anoplopomatidae
Gene: fam20ca
Product: FAM20C golgi associated secretory pathway kinase a
Exons: 10
Coding region: 57-1772 (571 amino acids)
Biological process (GO): protein phosphorylation
Cellular component (GO): Golgi apparatus
Molecular function (GO): protein serine/threonine kinase activity
Source: RefSeq, a predicted model, not a curated record
AGGUGCGCUGCGCUUAGAUCCUAUUAGGAAAAGAAAAAAAACCAACAUAUAUAAAGAUGAUAUUGUUUCGUAAAUUCAGAGUGCUGAUCCUCAUGGUGUUUUUGGUCGCGUGCACCAUGCACAUCAUGAUAGACUUGUUACCGAAACUAGAAAAGCGGGCGGCGGGAGCGGACGGCGGGGACGGCGGCUGUCAGUGCGCUCAGCACCCGGGCGUGGAGUCGCAGGGCUGGGGGAAGCAACGCGCCAUGUCCGCGGCCGAAGCGGGCUGGCCUAACAAACACACGCUGAGAAUCCUGCAGGAUUUCAGCAACGAGCCGAGCUCCAACCUCACGUCGCACUCCCUGGAAAAGAUCACGGCAGCCGGGGACCGAGCGGAGUCCUUCAGGCGGAUGAGACCGUCGGCGGGGAAGGCGGAGGACCACAAGCUGCUGAUCGGAGACGCGAGCGGGGGUCGGACCGUGCCUGCCCGCGGUGUGUCCCGCCUGGCUGCUCUGUUUGAGCAUCCUUUCUACAAGGUCGACCUGCCUCCCCUCAAAAACGAUGACACUUUGUUCAACGUCAACACUGACAUCAGGUUUUAUCCCAAAGCAACGGGGAACCAAGGAUGGCACAAUGAGGAGGGGAACGAAGAGGAGGAGGAGUUCUCUCCAACGGGAGAGGUGAUGGCAGAAUCUUACCCCAACUGGUUACGUUUUCACAUCGGCAUCAACCGCUAUGAGUUGUACUCCAGACACAGUCUUGUUCUGGACGCCCUCCUGAAGGACCUGGUCACACAGAGGAUUACCAGCGUCGCCAUGAAAUCAGGAGGCACCCAGCUGAAGUUGAUCAUGACUUUCCAGAACUAUGGACAAGCUCUGUUCAAGCCCAUGAAGCAGACUCGGGAGCAGGAAACCCCUCCAGACUUCUUCUACUUCUCCGACUUUGAGAGGCACAACGCUGAGAUUGCUGCUUUUCACUUGGACAGGAUCCUUGACUUCCGGCGAGUGCCCCCAGUGGCUGGGCGACUUGUCAACAUGACAAGGGAGAUCAGGGAUGUGACGCGUGACAAGAAGCUGUGGAGGACCUUCUUCAUCUCACCAGCCAAUAACAUCUGCUUCUACGGUGAGUGCUCGUACUACUGCUCCACUGAGCAUGCUCUGUGCGGAAAACCGGACCAGAUCGAAGGCUCGCUGGCAGCCUUCCUGCCGGACCUGAACCUGGCCAAACGCAAGACAUGGAGAAACCCCUGGAGACGCUCCUACCACAAACGCAAGAAAGCCGAGUGGGAGGUGGACCCAGAUUACUGUGACGAGGUUAAGCAGACUCCUCCGUAUGACCGAGGCACUCGACUGCUGGAUGUCAUGGAUAUGACCAUCUUUGACUUCUUGAUGGGUAACAUGGAUCGACACCAUUAUGAAACUUUUGAGAAAUUUGGAAAUGACACCUUCAUUAUUCACCUAGACAAUGGAAGAGGUUUUGGAAAACACUCCCAUGAUGAGCUUUCCAUCUUGGUGCCUCUCAGCCAGUGCUGCAGGGUGAGGAAAUCUUCUUACCUGCGUCUCCAGCUGCUGGCCAAAGAGGAGUACCAGCUGAGCUCCCUGAUGGGGGAGUCCCUGCUCCGUGACCGACUGUCCCCGAUCCUCAUCCAGCGUCACCUCCAUGCCUUGGACCGCAGGCUCCGGCUGGUGCUGCAGGUCCUGGCAGGCUGCAUAGAGAAAGAAGGUUAUGUUAAUGUUGUGGAGGAAGAUCUAGGCGGGGACACAGCCACCCACAGGAGCCCAGGCCACAGGUAGUGAGGGCGAGACUCUGAGGGGACAGAAACCACCAUUGACACAUGAACAAUGGACCACGUCGGUGGCUGCUCGACCAAUGGGAUUGCACCAAAAGUCCCGCCUCUGAUAUCAAGCUGAAUUCAGUGAAUUCCAAGACUUGCCAUCAUUGCCUCUCUGGUAACUGCUUUCAAGUGUGUUUAAAAAAGAAGGAAGGGACCACAGAUGCCAUGAAAGACUGUGCUCACACAGAGGCUUUGUAUUUGUUAGAUACAGAUGUAUUUUUGUUGUAUGGGACAGAAAGGAACCACUGCUGUGUUCAGAUUUUAUCCUGUUUGUUUUGAAAAUGGAGGGUAUCAGUUUGUUUUAUGUGUUUUAUAAUAUUAUUGCAUAACCAAAUGAGAACGUACUCUGACUUGGGCAGCAUAUGGUCAGUAAAAAAAGCUUUAUCAGUUAUUACGAUGGAUGAAAAGGUUGAGAAAAAGUGUGGAAGGUUUUUUAUUUUCUCUUUGUAAAACAUGUCAGGCCUGGGACAAACCAACUUCAACCAGGAGAAUAAGAGUUUCCAAACAGUGUAUCCUCUUUAUCUAUAUUCAUAAGCAUUUUUGUCUUGGCACACACUCGGAACAGACCGAUUGAAAAUCACAUACUUCUGAACAGCAUAAAUCUGAGUGCAAGUAUAUUUGACACUGUAGUUCAGACAGUACGUUCACUUUGCCUUAUUCUGAUAUUGUAUCUCUCUUUUUUACUUUCCCAUCUUCUCUGCAAGUCUAGCUUGCGCAACAUGCAGUACAACAGCACUACAUUAUAAUAGUAUUUUCCGAACCAAAAAUAAUGCAAAGAGACCAGUGCUCAUUCAUUAAAUGGUAAUUUCCAUCAAAUUCAAAUUUUUCUUACACGAAGACCUGAAACAUCUGGAGUUGUCUGUUAUGAUAUCAUUUUACAAUGAAUGCAUUACAAAAUGUUACAGUUUGUAUGUUACAGUUGUUAUGAUAUUUCAUGUUCAA